Molecule: messenger RNA, 7249 nt
Organism: Megachile rotundata (alfalfa leafcutting bee)
Lineage: Eukaryota; Metazoa; Arthropoda; Insecta; Hymenoptera; Megachilidae
Gene: shg
Product: DE-cadherin
Biological process (GO): cell migration; homophilic cell-cell adhesion; multicellular organism development
Cellular component (GO): plasma membrane; catenin complex
Molecular function (GO): cadherin binding; beta-catenin binding; calcium ion binding
Source: RefSeq, a predicted model, not a curated record
GGGCAGGCGGGCAGGCAAGCAAACGGGCAGGAAAGCGGCAGGCAGGCAAGCAAGCAGGCAGGCGGACAGGCAGGCAUCGAGUAAGCCAGCGAAGCUACGAAUCACGCGUCCUCUCGACUCCUCGGUUCAGUCGGGUAGGCGCGUUUGUACAGCGUCGGCUUUGGUGUAUCGUUCGCGCGCGUCGCGAUCGGUUUUACGUUCGAGUUCGGCUAGUUUCGUUGGUGCGACGCGAGUUUUUGUUUGUUUGUAAAACGAAGGAGAACGAUGGGAACCAUGUGCACAGGUGAUGGACUUUAGCGAACUGUGAUCGGUGGUACGAGAAGAAGAAUCAACGAUCCGAAGGAUCACGCGAAAGGAAGAUCGCGACGCAACAGCGUGGUCCGUUCUUCGAGCGGAUCGGCAAAGCGAAGCUAACAGGAGGAACAACCAAAGGAGAGAAAGAUGUCGCGAGCGCAAACGGAUAGACGCAUCGUACGGGCCUGGGCGAGGCCUGAACGUCUUUUGUUGUCGUUUCUGCUUCUGUGUGGAAUUCUCGUCGAUGCCACGAGAUUGAGGCAUUCCAGACACCUGGACUCUCCAGAGGCCUGGAGAUCGCAAGCCUCGAUCGACGAGGAAUUAACGAUGCAGUCGGGCGAGAACCACAAUCACAAGCCGGUGUUUUCCAACUGCUCGAAUUAUGCGCCGGUCGUGAAGGAAGAGCAACCGCACGGCACCGUGGUGAUACAGGUGCACGCGGAAGACAGGGAUCAUCCGGACGACGGAGGUACGAUCACGUACAGCUUCGUGACCGCUCCGGGUGAGAAGCUGAAGUUCGAGAUCGACAACAGGACGGGGUUAAUUAGGACCACGCAGGGGCUGGACAGGGACGAGCCCGCUCGAGAGAAGGAAGCUUAUCUCACCGUUCUUGCCACCGACAACGGAAGACCUCAGCUCGACGAUGUGUGCACCUUUAAAGUCACCAUCGAAGACGUCAACGACAACGAGCCCGUUUUCGACAAAGUGGCGUACACCGAGUCGGUGCCGCAAGAUUUGCCUUUGAACAAAGAGGUGAUGAGAGUCUCCGCGACGGACAUCGACGACGGUAACAAUUCUGUCGUUCACUAUAGUUUGUCGCCGAAGAGGGCGGAAGACGGCGUCUACUUUCGUAUAGAUUACAAGACCGGUGUGAUAUUUCUCAACAAAACUAUCGACCGGAAUCCUGACUACAAGUUCAGCAUGACCGCGACUGCCAGAGAUCUGGGAGAAAAUCCAAAAUCGAGCGUGAUCGCGCUUAAUAUUCGAGUGGUCGAGUCCCACAAGAAGCCUCCGACUUUUAUUCACUCGUCGGAUCCGCCGAAACCGAUCAAACUCAAGGAGAACUUCAAUGACUUCGACGCCAGCAUCAUGCAAUUGAAGGCCGCUUCGAACAGCGGGGAUAAUAGCGAUAUUAUUUUUGAACUCGUUCACGGCAGGACGGAACAGACCAACAAAGCAAACACCUUCAGACUGGAAACGAAAAAGAAUGUUGCGGACGUUGCGGACAUCAAGCUGGCGGGACACUUGGACUACGAGAGCAAUACACUGUAUACGUUGAUCGUACGCGUGCAGAACAAAUAUCGACUGGCUGCUGAGACCGUGGUCGAGAUCGAAGUGGAGGACGUGAACGACAACAUUCCGGUGUUUCGAGAGAUGAAGAAGGGUAGCGUACUCGAGAACGAGCCACCUGGCGUUCCUGUGAUGCAAGUGCGAGCCAUCGACGCCGAUGGGACUUCCGCUCAUAAUCAGGUUACGUACGAGUUGGAUAACUUCCGAGACUUAUUCGCCAUCGACAAAGACACCGGCAACAUCACCACCCUGACCACGUUCGACAGAGAAGUGGAGGAUACGUACAACGUGAAGGUGAUCGCUGUGGAUAAUUCGCCCAGUGCUCUGUUCAAGACCGGAGAACAUAACAAGGGACAGCAGGUGUUUCGAAUCGAGAUCGCGGACAAGAACGACAACGCGCCCCAUUUCACGCAGGCCGUUUACACGGCUAGCGCUAUUCUCGAGAACGCCAAUAUCAAUGCUCCGGUCACGGAAGUGAAGGCUCUAGACUCCGACACAGCCAGUCCGGUUACCUACAGCAUCAUAUACGGCAACACCGAUGACAGCUUUUACAUCGAGGACACCACAGGGAAGAUUCGCGUGAAAAAACCUCUGGAUUACGAGAAGAUCACGGAAUACAACUUGACCGUAAGAGCGUUCGACGGGGUGUACAACGACACCGCCCAAGUCAAGAUCUUCAUCGAGAACGUCAACGACAAUCCACCGGUCUUCGAGGACUUCGAGAAGAACCCGACGAUCGAAGAAGAAAAACUGGUCGAAGGGUGCAUUACCACCGUGGUGGCCUACGACCCCGACAUAAAGGACAGAAACGCCGAUCAGCACAUCGCGUAUUUCAUCGUGAAGGAGGAUCAACAACCUUUGAUCGGUAUCGACAAGUCUGGGUGCAUGACGCUGAAGAAACCUCUGGAUAGAGAUUCUCCGUACGGGUAUUCCAUGUGGACCGUGAUCGUGAUGGCGAGAGACGAGGACGGCUCCCCGACCGCUUUGCGGGAACUGGUGAUGGUGAACAUCACGCUGAUCGACAUAAACGAUAACGCUCCGUUCCUCGAUAUGCCCUACCCCGUGGUUUGGCCCGAGAACAGAUUACCAGGAAAGAUCACCGAGCUGAAGGCUCGAGAUUGGGACUCGGACGAGAACGGACCUCCGUUUCAGUUUCAGAUCGACGAGAAAACAGCCGACAACGAGAUUCUCGACAAGUUCGCGAUCCGCGGUGCCGACCUGUACGCGCGAGUUCAGUUCGAUCGCGAGGAACGAAAGAGUUAUGAUAUUCCUAUAGCGAUCACGGACAACGGUCAACCACCCAUGACGGGGACGUCGACGUUGACGGUGAUCAUCGGCGACGAGAACGACAAUGCUAUGUCGGAAGGUUCGAGCUCUAUAUUUGUCUACAAUUACAAAGGAGAAGCACCCAGCACGGAGAUCGGGCGAGUGUACGUGAACGACGCGGACGAUUGGGAUUUACCCGACAAACACUUUGCUUGGGCCUCGUCUCACGAUGGCUUCGAAUUGAACCAAGAGACCGGUAUGAUUACCUUGUUAUCCGGCAUAUCGAACGAUACGUUCGUCCUAAAGUUCAUCGUGACCGAGCACAGCAUGCAUAUUGACCGACAUCAAGUGAGCGCUUACGUGAACGUCACCGUGAGAGAACUGCCCGAGGAAGCGGUGUCCAGGUCGGGUUCUGUGCGUUUUUACGGAAUGACUGCAGAAGAUUUCGUCGCGCCCGACGAAUCCGGUGUUAGCAAAAAGGAGAUAUUCCAAGAGAGAAUAGCGAACAUGUUGAACGCGUCCGUAGAGAACGUGGACGUGUUCACGGUGCUCCACUCUCCGCAUCACGACAACAAGAGCUUGUUGGACGUUCGAUUUUCGGCUCACGGUAGUCCUUACUACGCUCCCGAGAAACUAAACACGAUAUUGGCACAACACGCCAAAGAGAUCGAACGAGAACUAAAGACCGACGUGUUGCUGGUGAACAUCGACGAGUGUCUCUUCGAGAAGUUGCAUUGCAACAGUUCGUGUCGCAGCUAUUUGAACGUCAGCACGGAUCCGUACCCGGUCUAUACGAACACCAGCUCGUUCGUUGGCGUGCGAGCAAUCGUGGAACCUCUCUGUACUUGUCACGUAGUCGACCCGUUGGUUUGCUUGAACGGAGGCACGCCACUGGCUGAACGUUGCGAAUGCCCGCCGGGCCUCGAAGGACCAAGAUGCGAGCUUCUGGGUAUCGGAUUCCACGGCGACGGUUGGGCCGUAAUGCCGCCCCCCGGUCAAGCUUGCGAUGACUCUCAUUUGGGACUCGAAGUAACGCCUCACGUGGACAACGGCCUGGUGUUUUACUUCGGACCGAUGACGUACAGUCCGAAAAUUGGAGUUCGAGACUUCAUGGCUCUGGAGCUGCAGCAGGGGUAUGCAGUUCUGUACAUGGAUUACGGUACCGGAACCGUCAAGCUGGAUCAACGACAAAUCAAACUUACCGACGGCAAAAGUCACAAGAUAGAUGUUUAUUGGACGAAAAACACGAUCGAGAUGAAAGUGGACAACUGCGGCAUCUCGGCUUGCAUGAGUUUGACCGCACCUCAAGGUCCCAACGAAUUUCUCAACGUGAACAGUCCGAUGCAAGUCGGUGGAACUUUGACCAAUCUGGCGCAGCUGUCUUCGCAGUUGGCGUGGGAUUACAAACCGACCGAUAGAGGCUUCGUCGGUUGCAUACGUAACAUGACUUUCAAUGGAAAUACGUACAACUUGGGAAUGCCCUCGUUAUCUAGAAACGCGGAUCCUGGUUGCGAUCACGGAAUGGCCAAGGCUGUUUCCUUUGGAAUCGAUACGAACUUUCUCGUGGCGAUACUGGUUUGCGUGGCGAUAUUGUUGAUACUUUUACUCGCGGUGGUAGUGCACAGGCGAAAGACCGACGACUUGUACAAGGACAUGGACGAUAUCAGGGAAAAUAUAAUUAAUUACGAGGACGAAGGAGGUGGCGAAGUCGACACCGGUUACGACUUGAACGUUCUGCGAACCAUUUACGACGCUCCGCCUAUCGAUUCCAAAAUAGCCCCCGUCGGUUUGCAGACUAGAGCACCCGAUGAAGUACCAGAUAUUUGUGGUUUCCUAGACGGCAAAAAGGAGAGCUGCGACAAGGAUCCUGACACGAAUCCGUUCGACGAUGUGAGACACUACGCGUACGAGGGCGAAGGCAAUUCCGAGGGUUCCUUGUCGUCUUUAGCCUCUUGUACCGACGACGGAGAUCUCAAGUUCAACUACCUGUCGAACUUCGGUCCGAGAUUCCGAAAGCUGGCCGACAUGUACGGAGAAGAGCCCAGCGACGAGGAGAGCGACGGAGUCGGGGAAAGAGAAAGCGAGAGCUGGUGUUGAACAAGGCGAGUCGCGUUCGAUUCCUGAUCGUUCGCGCCAAUGCCUUACCUUGCACGCGAUACCUAUCACCGCCACUCGCUCUCAUCGACGAAGCAACGACGCUUCGUAGCCUCGUGUACUUAAAACCGGAUCCGAGAGUGCGUUUUGCAUUUCCUCGUCGUGAUUCGUGCAGUCAGAUCGGAGAGAACGACUAUGGACGAAACGAUUUCGAUUUGCCUGUAAACACGACGCGGGAGGGCGCGUCGAGCGCGCGCCGAUUCGCGAAACAAAUAUGCGACGGGAACGUCGUAUUUCCUCCUUUCUUUUCUUUACUUGUUUUUUCAUUUUCGGUUUCAAUCGUUUCGCACGCGAGAAAAUGGCGUUUCGUCGUACGGACGAAUCGAAGUGUCGGAACAUGAACAGAAACGCGCGAUAUAUUUUUUUAUUCGUUCGUGGUUCGCGUCGAAGCGGAAAGAGAAAAUUAGAAAGGAAAAGAAACAGACAAUACAUUAACCAACUUUUAUUUUGUUACAUUUUUUUUGCGGUAUCAUCGAAUAGAGGUAGGAGUUACGCAUUAUUAUUGACACGCGAGAAACGCGUCGGCCGAUAAAACUGGUUCGCGUUCAAGCGAUUCGACACGGCCGUCUAGUAACUGCUCGUUCGUUUCAACCACGAUUACUACGAGACUACUGACGCGGAACGAGACUCUCGGACGAUACCGUGUAUCGUUCGAAGAGCGAAGCAAGAGUGUUCGUAAGUUGUGGCAAUCAUUCGAAUUAUUAUAAAGUCUGUGGGCUAUUUUUUUUUACGUACAUUAUAGAUGAUAUACAAGUAUACGUACAUGCGCGAUUCGCUACAUGUACGGAUGUGUAGAUAAGAGACGCGGCACGUCGCUCCACUAUUUAACUUAUAGAUAGUAUUUUAUUAAUUGGAUAUACGUGAGUGAGAUAUCGCGUAGAGGAUGUGCGCAACUACAUACGCGAGCACGCGCAUCAACAAUAUUAGACAUAAAUAUUAAACGCUGAGUAUAUACCGUACACGGGUGUGUGUCCGUGUGUGUAUGUGUGUGUGCGCGCGUGUUUGCGAGUCAAAAAGAAGAGAAAGAAGAACGCGCGUUUCCACGGACGCGCGGCGAUCUACAGAGAAUCGACGAGAAGAGAUCGAGUGCCAUAUCGUGCAUCCAACGUUGACCCGCGUUGCGUGAAGACCACGAUCAAUACCGAACAAUCGUACACGUAAUACGCAGGGCGCAAAGCCGACCUUCUAAACGUUGCGCGACACAGGCGAUUUCGAGACGACGGUUCGCGAAGAGUAAUUCCUUCGUUUCGAAAACGACUGUCCUUUUAUCGAUCGGUAGCGCAAAUCGUCUCUCGUCUGUGUCCCUUUUUAUUCGCGAUCCAGACGAUAAAUAUACGCGAUCACACCGUGCGAACAUGUAUACACGCGCGCAUAUGUAUAUACAUAUAUAGAGAUAUACAUAUGUAUGUAUGUAUGUAUAUUCGUGUACCUAUGUACGCGUGCACGCACGUACGUACACGUAUAUAUGUGAUAAUAAUUUGUAAGCUUUUUGUACGAUAAAUCAACGACGAUACGUAUGCGUAUAAUAAGAUAGAUUGAACGCAUCGUUGACGAAGUUGGGCCACGUUGCGGUGUCGAAAUUCGGACGUGGUCUGUUCGACAUCGGUGCGCAUCGGGAGAGCCAAGGUGUAAUUUAUACGAAAUAAGAGUGCAGCUUAACCGAAGCGCGGUCUGAUCUCAGAGGAUGCGUCAGCGGACGAAUCGCGUGAAUGUUCGGAAACAGCGAUCGGUGAUUUACCAUCGUACAAAUCGAGAACGAGUUGAAUGAUAUUCGAGUUGAUUUUUCGAACCGCGUGUUUUAGCGAUACAAAAGCAGACAACGUCGACGAACGCGUGAAAGAAACGCAUCGAUGCACUUUAUCGAACACUGCCCUUUACGUAUCAAACGAAAAGACUUUAGCGACGCAUUUUUUCGCAUUUGAUCCGACCAAGCAACCUGUCGGCAAAUGAACGAAUUGUAACAGACAAACGGAAAAGAAAUAAAUAAGUUAAUAAACGAAGAGAAAAGGGAGAAAGAAAGAGUAGAAGGAACUUCAGACAGCGAUGUAUUCGUACACAGGCUUCUUGUACAUUACCCGUGGGUACGCGAAACGGACGUUUCGCAACCUAUUCAACAUGUGAUAGUCGAUCGCGAAGCAUACGUGCACACCUUUGUUCUUUACCCGCGAUCCAUCUAUUGUCGUCAAAGAUACGUGUAAUUUCAUUUCCUUUUUUCUAGCAAUAAAAAUUAAAAUUCGAAAAAACG